UUUUAGGAUAUGUCCUUGGAGCGCCUCACCAUGGAGAGCGUACGCUGGGCAUUUUCAUACCGUGCCUGGGCCCCUUGCUGUGAGGAAUGGUUGUUAGCCAUGCGCCUUGUGCAGCCUGAAGAGAAAAAGCGCAUUGAACAGUUUGCCUUUGGUCGGGAUGCCAAAGCUGCUGUGGCUGGCCGACUGAUGAUAAGAAAAUUGAUUGCGGAAAAGCUGAAGAUUCCAUGGAACAAAAUACAGUUACAAAGGACUUCAAAAGGCAAACCUGUCCUUGUGAACGCAUUAAGCAGCACCCAGUCCAGCUUCAGCUUCAAUGUUUCUCAUCAAGGAAAUUAUACUGUACUUGCCGCUGAACCUGAUUGUCAGGUUGGCAUUGAUAUCAUGAAGACUACCAUGCCAGGAAGUGGUUCAGUUCCUGAUUUCUUCCACCUUAUGAAACGGCAGUUUACGGAGGAAGAGUGGGGAGUUAUCAAGUCCAUGAAGAAUGAAUGGCUUCAGUUGGAUAUGUUUUAUAGGCACUGGGCAUUAAAGGAGAGCUUCAUAAAAGCCAUUGGCAUUGGAAUAGGAUUUGACCUUCAAAGGAUUGAGUUUAAUGUGUCCCCUGUGGAGCUGGAAGUUGGGAAAACAUACAAUGAAACUAUUAUACUCUUGGAUGGUGAAGAAGAAAAGGAGUGGACAUUUGAGGAGACCCGGUUAGAUGAUUGCCACCAUAUUGCAGUUGCUCUUGGAAAAUCAGGAGAGUUUGGGAAGAACCAUUCUGGGGUGAUUCCCACCAAUAAGACUGCAUUUACAAGUUUGACUUUCAAUGAUUUAGUCGCCUCUGCUAUUCCUCUUACACCCGAAGACCCUGCCUGCUGGGAAAGCUUUUGUUCUAGACAGGAAAUGCCAGCCCAACAGAGUUGUAAUCCAAGAUGAGAGAGGCUGGAUUUACUGGAAAAGAAACUGAAAGCCUUGAGAGGCUGCAAACUGUUAUUUUACCAACAGCUAAUUGGUAUGGAAAUACAUGGGGGGAGGAGGACAGUAUUUGGGGGAAAAAACUUUUUAAAAAUUGUUUUGCUUGCUGUGUAUACACUUGUAAAUAUUUCCCCUAUCCCAUGGCCCUCAGAUUUGAUUUAACUGUUUUUUGGCUCAGUUUGUGUAAGUGGCUGUUCUUCUUUCUCUGCAAUGAAAGAAUUGGUAUAUUCCUAUUGACUCCUAGGCAUGUAUCAAGGCAUGUAUUAGUUUUCUCUGUGGAAUGACCUGUGUAAGUGCAGGAGAUGUACAGGGUAAGAGUACAUGUCCACUUCUUCACCAAAGAAAUAUGCUGAUAAAGUAUUAUGAGAUGAACUUCUGUUUCCCCAACAAUUACCUUGCUGUUCCUAUUUUAAAUCAUACAGUAUAUAUUCAAAUGUACCACCCAACCAAUGUAUAUGAGUGGAAAAAGAAAAGUGCAAGGUCAUGUUAACUACUUUCAUCCCAAAAUAAGUGGUCUGUGGCAGCCCUGUCGUGCCAGAGAAGGGCUAACGAUGGUGUCCUGUAAUAUUAAGGGAAACACCCAGACCUUAUGCAAGCCUGUCUAUAUAAAUUACAAAGUUGCCAAGAUUGCCGUAUCUAAUAAAUGUAAAUGUGAGAAAGAAAAAGAAACAGCUGCUUUUGAGCUCUGUAUUUCCAGGCAAUGACCAGAAGUAAUGAAAAGAAACUUCUGUAUAACAGAUGUGGUUUAAUCUCCUAGCUCUAACAGCAGAUGGUUGUCUGAGUUUUAUACCCUCUGCUUCCUGAACUAUUUGUUUUUAAAAAACCGAAUGUGCAUGUGUAUGUGAAAUCUGUGGUCUAAAUCUAGGAAAUGAUCCUGUUCCCUGCAUUGCAGUGGAGUCUUAGAAAUGUCCACUGCUAGCAAGACCAUGCCAAGAUUGAGUGGAGGUUUAUCCAGGAAGAGAAUCUUGAGUUGCUUGCAAGAGCAGUCUAAGUACAGGGAGUGUCCAGACCUGGGUCCCAAGUUCAGUCUCCAAAAAAGAAUUAAGGGACAAGAGAUGAGAAAAAUCUGUUACUGAGAAUUUGAAAAGCUAUUGCCAGAGUAGGCAUUAUGGGAGUAGAUCCUGUAUCCCCAGCAUGGCACCUCUGGACACCAAUGUAUCCUAUGUUACCUCUUUUGGUGCUUGUCAGGCUCAAUACCCCACCUUUUAUUUAUUUAUUUUGGUAAGAGUCUUCUAGUUAAAAGUAGGUGCUGCACAGUACCAUCCUCAACCAUAAUUUCUAUUUUCAAAAGUUUCCCUUGGCCUUACAUAGAGCCAGAGGCAUUUACCCAGUAAAACCUAAACAUGGGGAGCAGCCUCACCAGUUUGCCUUCUGUUAAAUGGAUGCUUUGUUAUUUAUUUAUAUUUCAAAUUUCUGUCACUUCCUAUCUCCCCCAGAGGGGGACACUUUGUUCCACUCACUAUGGCAUCCUUUUUGAAAGGCCCCAUAAUAUUUUCUCAAAAUUCUAAAUGUACUCACAGGCCCCAAAAGGUUGUGGGUCCCUGGACUAGAUGGACCAAUAGAAGACAGCAAGCAAGCUUGAGUGUUCUUCAGUACCAUGGAGAGAUCUUGGAGAGUAGAUGAACUUUCUCUGACAUUCUCAGGCCCUAGUGAGCAACAUAUUAGGAGUCAAGCUUUUCUAGCAUCAGGUGCCAUCACCUUCAAAAGCCUGAAUCUUACAAGUUGCCAAAAUGUUUAUCCAAAAUUGAGGAGGAGGAAUUGGGUGCCAAAAAAGGGUAACCCACCAGGAGUGGGGUGCUUACAGGAUAUCACAUUUAUCCUGACCCACUGUAUCUUUCAUCAGGUUUUGCCUUCUCCUUUUUAGUUAGUAACAGAGGAUACUGGGGUAGUGUUCUAGUUUACUGUUUAGCUUCCUUAGAGUUUCAGUGGUACCAGAAAACUGUAAGUGUGUUUCCAUACUGGUUUUAUCUAUAAUAAUCAGAUUGUGAUGGGACUUACUGGUCAGCAAUAAAUCAAUUUUUUUCAUACAUAGAUCCAAGGAUCACUCAUACCGUUUUAGACAUGCAAGUCACUUCAGCCAUCCAACCCAAUCCCCUGCUUAGUGCAGGAAUUCAAAUUAACACAUCCCUCAGAGCUCUCUCUCUAGCCUCUGCUUGGACACCUCUAUCAAAGGGGAGCCCACCACUUCUUGGAGUCAUUGAUUCCACUGCUCUUAAUGUAGGAGGCUUCUCCUUACAUUUAAUCAGAAACUUCCUUCUUGUAAUUUAAAUCCAUUAUUCUGUAACCUGGCCCGUGGGGUGAAAGAGAACAGAUCUUGACCUUUUGUGUGCCAACUACUUGAGCACCUGAAAAUGCUAUAUCUUUUCUCCUCAGUAUUCCCAGUUCUGUCAUGCUCUCAGAUCAAAUGUUCACAGGACAUCUGAUCCAACCCGCAUGCGUGAAUGAGUCAACCCGGAUUGAGACUUGUGAGUCAGUAGAAAUGGGGGGGGGGGACAAGCUAGGAGUGUGAAAACAUCUUGUUUGGACUAUCUCUGGCAUCCAAGGUCAACCGGCAGAGACAUCUGCACAAAACUGAACAGACUGGCACAAAAAGGCAGACUGCAUACCCAAGAAGGGGGAAGAGGUGAAAUUCAUUGGACUGUUUAGCUUGGGGAAAGCGUUUGACCUUCUAUUUGCAACUUUUCCUCUGUACUGCACAUUUCAAUAUCAUUAAAGAGAUUACUACUUAGCAUCUAUGAAUCAAAUUUAAUGGUAAAUUGAGUGGCAGUCGUUACCAAGUUCCUUCAGUCUCUCUUCAUGUGACUUAGUUCCUAGUCCCCUAAUCAUUCUCACUGCCUUUCUCUGAGUCUGGUCCUUUACGUCUGGGCCCUUCUGUGGUACCCAAAAUAGCACACAAUACUCAGGAUGGAGUCUGACCAAAGCAGAAUAGAAUGGCACAGUCGCUUCCCAUAAUUUGGAAACUACUUCUGCAGCCUAAAAUUAUAUUCUGAGCCUUAAAUUUCCUAAUGCUUUUUCUACAGUUCUGGCCGUAUACAUUUCUCCUUGAUGUGCAUUAACAUCUUAGGCAGGCGGCAGGAAACAAUCAGGCUUCUGUUUGAGAGGUUGAAAAUCUUUCAGUCAGAAAGAGAAUGUCGAACUACAUGGGCUGGUGCUCUGAUGUGGAAUUAAAUCCUUUUUUCUGCAGUGUACCAUUCUCAAUAAUGUGUCUGGAUUUUGGAUGCAGAUCUUAACUAUACAUUUCAACAGAAUUUUCUUUGGCAGGAAACCACCUCUUUUACUAGAUUUUUCCGAUUAGCUGGCACGGUUGCAUUGGUUCUUAAGGCAUUCAUGUUUUCGUACUGCACAUAUCAAUUAUUAAAAGCACAAGUCCCUAAAGCUAUUCGUCUUUAUAAAUGUAUGAUUCAGUGUCUCUAAAUUUUAAACUCAAGGCAUAACCAUAAAAUAGCCCCCAUGAAAUGCCAUAGUUUACAAUUCAGCCCCGGCUCAGUUUUUCUGAAAAUUACCUUUCAGUAUAUGUUGCUCAUUGUCAGUACUGUUAAUCAUGCACUCUAGAUUGCUCAGUGUAAAUGUGUAAAAAUGUUAAAACUGUCGUUGAAAGCAUUCUGAACAUUUGGAAUAAACAUACAUUUUUAAAAAA
Candoia aspera is the source of this 4591-nucleotide messenger RNA. RefSeq names its product aminoadipate-semialdehyde dehydrogenase-phosphopantetheinyl transferase (gene AASDHPPT). The transcript has 6 exons. The coding region runs from base 10 to 915 and encodes 301 amino acids. Gene Ontology annotation, molecular function: magnesium ion binding; holo-[acyl-carrier-protein] synthase activity. The record is from RefSeq and is a predicted model, not a curated record. Gene Ontology annotation, cellular component: cytosol. Lineage: Eukaryota; Metazoa; Chordata; Lepidosauria; Squamata; Candoiidae.